Molecule: messenger RNA, 5300 nt
Organism: Manis pentadactyla (Chinese pangolin)
Lineage: Eukaryota; Metazoa; Chordata; Mammalia; Pholidota; Manidae
Gene: HK3
Product: hexokinase 3
Exons: 19
Coding region: 2186-5119 (977 amino acids)
Biological process (GO): glycolytic process; intracellular glucose homeostasis; glucose 6-phosphate metabolic process
Cellular component (GO): mitochondrion; cytosol
Molecular function (GO): D-glucose binding; mannokinase activity; fructokinase activity
Source: RefSeq, a predicted model, not a curated record
GGUGAAAAGGCUAGAGACAGCAAAUAGUCAUUCCAGACAGAUGAGCAUGAAUAAGACCUAACAGUAAGAAGCAGUUUGAUGAGUAUAGGAGAGCUGCAAGGCACAUCCAGACUAAAAGGUGUGGAGGGAAUGGUGGAGAAUUUAGUGAGGGCCUGUGUGCCUCGCUUUGAGGCAGCAUCAACUGUAAGAAGCAAGUCUGUGAGAAGCUCAGAUCAGGGAGGGCCUGGCUUCCAGCCCAGACCACCUUACCCCCAGCUAACCACUGCUCCUUAUUCCUUAGUUUCCUCUGGACAGCUGGGGGAACUCACUAAGGGGCUGUGAGGGAGCCUUGUCAGGACUUGUCCUUCCCCUUGUUGAUCAGUGGCCUUCUGGUGUCUGAAGAGAAUUGCUGGCCAUUGCUAUGCCUCUCCCACACCCAGGUUGUCACAGCUGCUCACAGAUGUCAAGUCCAGGCUACCUCCACCCUCACUAGGCCCUGACACAGACCUUCCCUGAUACUGUGUAGGGUGCUAAGACCACUGCUUCUGGGGAAAUUGACACAGGACUUACAGAAAUGCAGUUGAAGAUCCCUGGCAUUGCCUGUCAGGCACAUAUCCUCAACUUGCUCAGCUAAUUACAGACUCUGGCUGUCAGCGUGAGUCAACUGGGCCUUUCAUGUUCAGUUCCAUAUUCUCCCAACUAAACAAACCUGAGAGAACUGGGCCCCAGGCUAGGCAGGAUGUUAUGUUGUGGAUGACAGUCACUCUGUCCUCUCCAUCCCCAUCCCCAGUUUCCCUGGCUUUCAGAGCCUGUAUGUCUGAUUGAUACCCAUGAACUGUGUAGCAGGGCUGACGUGGCAUGUUUCCAGGCUGAGUCAUGGCAACACUGAUAGAAGAGCCACUGUCCCUGGUCUCUAGCCUGGUGUCGUGUAGAGGUCAUUUACUAUCUGUGGAUAAUGGUAGGGUUACUGCUGAUGUGAUAGCCCAAAGUUUUAAACUAUCUGCUCACUAAUUUCCCUGCAGUAAAAGUUGGUACACUUUGUCUAGUCUCCCACCAUGAUGAGUAUUCUAGUGUUUGGACUGCUAUAACAGUAUAAUACAGACUGAGUGGCUUAUAAACAACAUACAUUUAUUUCUCACAGUUCUGGAGGCUAGAACUCUGAGAUCAGGAUGCCAGCACACAUUGGUGAGGGCCCUUUUCCAGAUUGCUGACUGCCAACUUCACAUGGCAGAAGGGGCAAAGGAGCUCUCUGGAGCCUCUUAUGAGGGCAUUAAUUACAUUCAUUAGGGCUCUAGCCUUAAUGACCUAAUCACUUCCCAAAAGCCUCACCUCUUAAUACCAUCACCAUGGGCAUUAGGUUUUCAUUGUAAGAAUUUACAGGGACACGAUUAUUCAGGACCAUGGCAAUGGACACAGUGAAACCUCAAGAUUCUAUGCAUUCAAGACUAGUUCAGGGAAAAAUGAGCUUGGUGGCCAACAGCUCCACUGCAGUCUAGGACUCCUUUUCUCUUCCCAGUAAAGAAGACCCACAGUGUGAACCUACUCUUCCCCGCUGGCCUACAGACUAAGGCCAGAUUCUACAGUCUAGCUGCCACCUCUUUCCACCAUAUAUUCCUACCUACAUGUAUCCUCUUCAUACCCUUGGAGCUGCACCCCAUUCUGUUAAAGUGGCUUGUGCUCUAUGAUUUCAUACAUGUUCUCUUUAUCAAGGACCACUUCUGGCAGCAUACUGCUGUUCUUCCUUCAAGGUUCAGCCUCCUCAGCUUGCCCUGCCCACUCUAGGGCAGAGUUAGUCUCUUCCUCUUGUGUUCCUGUAUUGCCUCUCACUCAGAACUUCCACAUUUUGGAACAUUGUCCAUUGUACUGCAUAUUUCUUAGUUUAGGCUCCUCCAGCUCCUUUCCAAAGGUGAGCUACCACCUCAAAACUCAGACUCUGGAGUGUUUGUAAAAUAGAUGGAACUCCCAGCAUUGCAAAGGGGACGUCCCAGGGUCCUUAACCUAGUUCAGGGCUCCAACUUCCUGUGGUCUUGCUUAAGUUUGCAUGAUGGCCCUGCCUACUCCGGACUCUUCUUAGGGCAGACUCAGAAGGAAGUGCACCUUCCUGAAUUAGCUGGUGUCUAGUAAGUGGUGGCUGAGGAAGAGGGUGGGACAUAAUAACUCAGGUCACCUGUGAGUUUCACUUUUGGGUGCAAACCAGGUCAGUGUGAUGCCUCACACUGAGAGAGAAGAGCUCAGGCCUGAGAAGAUUGAACAACUGCUGCUGCUUCCCGGUGGCCACGCCCCAUUGUGGAACCACAUGGACUCCAUUGGGCCUGUAGGGUUGCAGCAAGGGGAAGGAACCCCUGGCUGUCCCCAGGACAGUUUGCUGUGCCCCUCAGACAGCUCUGAGCUGGUGCAGGAUUGCCUGCAGCAGUUCAAGGUGACGGAGCCACAGCUGCAGCAAAUUCAAACCAGCCUCCUGGGCUCCAUGGAGCAGGCACUUGGGGGACAGACCAGCCCUGCUCCUGCUGUCCGAAUGUUGCCCACAUAUGUGGGGUCCAUCCCACAUGGCACUGAGGAAGGAGACUUUGUGGUACUGGAGCUGGGGGCCACAGGAGCCUCACUGCGUGUUCUGUGGGUGACCCUGACUGGCACUGAGGGGCACAGCAUGGAGCCCCAGAGCCAGGAGUUUGUAAUCCCCCAAGAGGUGAUGCUGGGUCCUGGUCAGCAGCUCUUUGACUUUGCCGCCUGCUGCCUUUCUAAGUUCCUGGAUACACUCCCUGUGGGCAAUCAGGGUCUACAGCUUGGGUUCAGCUUCUCCUUCCCUUGUCACCAGACUGGCCUGGACAGGAGCACCCUCAUUUCCUGGACCAAAGGUUUUAGGUGCAGUGGUGUAGAAGGCCAGGAUGUAGUCCAGUUGCUGCGAGAUGCCAUCCAGAGGCAGGGGGCCUACAACAUCGAUGUGGUUGCUGUGGUGAAUGACACAGUAGGCACCAUGAUGGGCUGCGAGCCAGGGCUUGGGCCAUGUGAGGUUGGGCUUGUUGUAGACACUGGUACCAAUGCGUGUUACAUGGAGGAGGCCCGGCACGUGGCGGUGCUGGACGAGGACCGAGGCCGAGUCUGCGUCAGCAUUGAGUGGGGUUCCUUCGGUGGUGAUGAGGCCUUGGGGCCAGUGCUGACUACCUUCGACCGCACGCUGGACCUCGAGUCUCUGAAUCCUGGUGCCCAGAGGUUUGAGAAGAUGAUUGGAGGCCUAUACUUGGGUGAGCUGGUGCGGCUGGUGCUGGCUCACCUCACCCAGCACGGGGUCCUCUUUGGUGGCUGCACCUCUCCUGCCCUGCUGAGCCAAGGCAGCAUCCCCCUGAAGCAUGUGGCUGAGAUGGAGGACCCCUCAGAUGGGGCCGCCCGCAUGCACACUAUCCUGCAGGACUUGGGCCUGAGUGUGGGGGCCUUGGAUGCGAAGAUUGUGCAGCAUGUGUGCAUGGCCGUGUGCACAAGGGCUGCCCAGCUCUGUGCCGCCGCCCUGGCUGCUGUCCUCUUCCGCCUCCAGCACAGUAGGGAGCAGCAGAUGCUUCAGAUUGCUGUGGCCACUGGAGGUCAAGUGUUUGAGCAACACCCCAGGUUCCUCAGUGUCCUGCAGGAGACAGUGAUGCUCCUGGUCCCUGAAUGUGAUGUCUCCUUCAUUCCCUCUGUGGAUGGGGGCGGCCGGGGCGUGGCAAUGGUAACUGCUGUGGCUGCCCGCCUGGCUGCCCACCGGCGCCUGCUGGAGGAGACCCUGGCAGACUUCCGGUUGAACCGGGAACAGCUGGCAGUGAUACAGGCUCAGAUGCGGAAGGCCAUGGACAAGGGGCUCCGUGGGGAGGCCUCCUCCCUGCGCAUGCUGCCUACUUAUGUCCGGGCCACGCCUAAUGGCAGUGAGCGUGGGGACUUCCUGGCCCUGGACCUUGGGGGCACCAACUUCCGGGUCCUUCUGGUGCGUGUUGCUACUGGAGGUGUGCAGAUCACCAGCCAGGUCUACUCUAUCCCGGAAUACGUGGCCCAGGGCUCUGGACAGCAGCUCUUUGACCACAUCGUGGACUGCAUUGUGGACUUCCAGCAGAAGCAGGGCCUGAGUGGGCAGAGCCUUCCCCUGGGUUUCACCUUCUCCUUCCCAUGCAGGCAGCUCGGCCUGGACCAGGGCAUCCUCCUGAACUGGACGAAGGGUUUCAGUGCAUCAGACUGCGAGGGCCAAGAUGUUGUGUGUCUGCUGCGGGAAGCCAUCAGGCGCAGACAGGCAGUGGAGCUGAAUGUGGUUGCCAUUGUCAAUGACACAGUGGGGACCAUGAUGUCCUGUGGCUAUGAGGACCCCCACUGCGAAGUCGGCCUCAUUGUUGGUGAGGAGGGCCCUGCUCUUUUUACCUCCAUGCCUGAUGUUAAUUCACUGUCUCCUGUUGAUUCCUCAGGGACUGGCACCAAUGCCUGUUACAUGGAAGAGCUCCGGAAUGUGGUGGGUGUGGCUGGGGACUCAGGCCACAUGUGCAUCAACAUGGAGUGGGGUGCCUUUGGGGAUGAUGGCUCUCUGGGUGUGCUCAGCACCUGCUUCGAUGCAAGUGUGGACCAGGCAUCCAUCAACCCCAGCAAGCAGAGGUUUGAGAAGAUGAUCAGUGGCAUGUACCUGGGGGAGAUUGUCCGCCACAUCCUCUUGCAUUUGACCAGCCUUGGAGUUCUCUUCCGUGGCCAGCAGACCCAGCGCCUUCAGACCAGGGACAUCUUUAAGACCAAGUUUCUCUCUGACAUUGAAAGUGACAGCCUGGCCCUGAGGCAGGUCCGAGCCAUCUUGGAGGAUCUGGGGCUCCCCCUGACCUCAGAUGAUGCCCUGAUGGUCCUGGAGGUAUGCCAGGCUGUGUCCCAGCGGGCUGCCAAGCUCUGUGGGGCAGGUGUGGCUGCUAUGGUAGAGAAGAUCCGUGAGAACCGAGGCCUGGAAGAGCUGACUGUGUCUGUGGGGGUUGAUGGGACCCUCUAUAAACUACACCCCCACUUCUCUAGCUGGGUGGCAGCCACAGUAAGGGAGCUGGCCCCUCGCUGUGUGGUUUCCUUCCUGCAGUCGGAGGACGGAUCUGGCAAAGGUGCAGCCCUGGUCACUGCUGUUGCCUGCCGUCUUGCCCAGAUGGCCCAUGUCUGAAGAAUCUUUAGGAAUUUGCUGGACCAGGGCCUGGAACUCACUUGUCUCCAGCCAGCCCAGCCAUCCACGACUCCCAGGAUAGCCCAUAUGUGACCCCUCUGUGGCCACUGGCCUCAACCUCUUGUUUUCCCGAAGAGAAAUAGCACGUGGGUUAGCAAUAUAUAUAUAUAAUUUAUUUACA